This is a messenger RNA of Corapipo altera (White-ruffed manakin), 643 nucleotides long. RefSeq names its product adenine phosphoribosyltransferase-like. The coding region runs from base 65 to 643 and encodes 192 amino acids. The transcript has 6 exons. NCBI's taxonomy places the organism in Eukaryota, Metazoa, Chordata, Aves, Passeriformes, Pipridae. The record is from RefSeq and is a predicted model, not a curated record. Gene Ontology annotation, molecular function: adenine phosphoribosyltransferase activity.
CAGUCCAGAUCAGCUCAGCUUCGCCACCAGCACCCAGUACUCGCAGUGCCUGCAGUCCCCACACAUGGACCUGUGUCACGUCCCAGCUGCCCGGGAGAAGGGCUGGUACCUGGCGCUCAUGGCCCCCAACGUCAAGGGUCCCAACUACGCCUGGCUGGACCCCUCCCGGCUCUACUGCCACCCGCAAGGCUUGCAGGACUGUGUGGCCGACCUGCUGCAGCCCUUCCAGGGAGAUCCCAUCGACAUGGUGGCUGGCAUCGAUGCCAUGGGCUUCAUCCUGGGUGCUUCCGCUGCGGCCGUGCUGCAGAAAGGCUUCCUGGCCAUCCGCAAAGCCGGUCACCUCUGCGUGCAGACAGUGGCACAGCCCUACACCGACUACUCGGGCCGGGAGAAGGUGAUGGAAGUCCGCACUGAUGCCAUCUCGCCGGGUCUGCGCAUCCUUCUCGUGGACCAGUGGGUUGAAACUGGGGGCACCAUGCGAGCGGCCAUCGGGCUGGUGGAGCGGCUGGGGGGGGGUGUCGCUGCCAUCUGCAUAGAGGACAGCGAGGGCGGGCGGUGGAUCCGGGAGCGCUACAAGUGCUCCCACUGUGUCCCCCCCCACCUGCAGCCCCGCUUCGAUCACCACCAGUUUGGCUGGGACUGA